This is a messenger RNA of Miscanthus lutarioriparius, 888 nucleotides long. Lineage: Eukaryota; Viridiplantae; Streptophyta; Magnoliopsida; Poales; Poaceae. The record is from the annotation of a GenBank genome assembly.
AUGGGUUUGCCCGGGUCCGCCAAUGGCAGACACGGUGAGUACGUGAGGAUCCCGGAGGAGGUGGAGGUGUCCAACGGGGAGGGGGAUGCCGCGGCGGCCGUCAAGGCGGCCGCGGCGGCGGAAUGCCCGAGGGUGCUGCGGUGCCACGCGAUCCGGUGGUGGGCCAAGGUCGCCGUGCUCGGGAUCGUCCUUGCUGGGGCCGGAGCUGCUGCAGUCGUCUUCCUCGGCCCGCUCCUUAUCAAGAAGGUUGUUGCACCUAUUCUUUACUGGGAAUCAACAACUUUCAGUAGACCAGCUAUUGCUCUAAUAUGUUUUGGCGCAAUCGCCUUAUUCCCAAGUGUUUUGUUACCUUCUUCGCCCUUCAUGUGGCUUGCGGGGAUGACUUUUGGAUAUCUUUAUAACUUUUUGAUAAUCACAGUGGGGAUGAGCAUAGGCAUAUCAUUGCCGUAUUUUAUAGGCUCUGCAUUCCACUGUAGGAUACAUAGAUGGUUGGAGAAGUGGCCAAAGAAAGCAGCUUUUGUAAGGCUUGCUGGUGAAGGAGAUUGGCAUCAUCAAUUUAAGGCUGUUGCAUUACUAAGGAUUUCUCCAUUUCCAUAUAUAGUUUUUUACUAUGCUUCUAUGGCUACGAAUGUCAAAUAUUACCCAUACAUAGCUGGAACAAUACAUGAAACUUUUCUUGCAAUAUACAGGCCCGUCGAGCGGCUUCCUAAAGGCGGCGUGCAGAGUGCUCUUCAGCCGUGGCGGCAGCGGCCACAGCGGCCCAUCGCGUGGCGGCACGGAUCCACUAAGGUGCGGAAAUUGAGAAGGUUGUUGAAAGAGAUCUUACUGAACUCAUAUGGAGUUGACUUGAUGUUGCAUAACGUGAUUGAAAUAUCUGGACAAGCAUAG